GGUACGCAAGAGGGUGUACUGCACCGUGCAGUCGCUUAACUCCAACUGCCGCGUGCACAUAGGACUCUGCACUUAGGACUCUUCGCAUUGCCUAUUCCACUAUCUUCCGUGUGUGUGGCUGUUCGUAUCGACCAUCCUCUCAGCCCCGCUUCCCAGUCAAGAGGGGCUCUGACACCAUGAGGGGCUCUGACACCAUGAGGGGUAUGCGGCGCUACAUAUGCUGUACGACAGGCAUAUAAUAGCCUCCCGCGGUCCUGGAAGUCUCAUCCCGUGAAAAGUGCCACUCGAUCCUACUUCUACCUUGUUGGAUACCCUCAGCCUCGGUUUCUGUCCAAUCAUGGGAGAUCGUUCUCUUUCCGCGGAAAAGCGUGUCAAAAUCGCUAUUGACCGUGGCGGCACCUUCACAGAUAUCUGGGCUCGGGUUGAAGAUGAACAGGACAUUGUUUUGAAGCUCUUGUCCGUAGAUCCUUCAAAUUAUGAUGACGCACCUACCGAAGGCAUUCGUCGCGUGCUCUCUAUUGUGCGUGGGGAGGAAGUGCGUCGGGGAACCCCACUUCCGAAAGAGAACCUCGAAUAUGUCCGCAUGGGAACGACUGUUGCGACCAACGCUCUCCUUGAGAGAAAAGGCGCCAAGCAUGCACUCCUCGUGACCAAAGGCUUCAGGGAUCUGCUCGAGAUCGGCUACCAGUCACGCCCGCGAUUGUUCGACCUCAAUAUCAUCAAACCAGAAGUUCUUUACUCCGAAGUCCAAGAAGUCGAUGAGCGCGUCACGAUCGAGGGUUUCGAUGAAGACAUCCUUGGCGUAUACAAGACCACAAAAGAGAUUCCUGGCUCGCUUAUCAGGGGAUCGAGCGGAGACAUGGUCAGGAUAUUGACCCCUCUUAACGAACAGGGAGUGCGGAACACCCUGAGAGACCUACGGUCUCGAGGAAUAGAUACUGUCGCCGUCUGCUUCGCGCACUCUUACAUCUACCCGAACCACGAAGCUCGAGUGGGAGAGCUUGCACUCGAAGAAGGCUUCUCCCAUAUCUCAUUAUCAUCGGCGGUGGCCGCGAAUAUGAUCAAAAUGGUACCCAGGGGUAGCUCCGCCUCUGCAGAUGCCUAUCUCACUCCAGAAAUCAAGAAGUAUCUCAAGGGCUUCCUCAAGGGGUUUGAGGGCGGCCAUUUGGAUGACGUCAAGACCGACUUCAUGCAAUCUGAUGGAGGCCUCGUUGGUCACAAGAGUUUCAGCGGACUCAAGGGUAUACUAUCUGGGCCCGCAGGAGGUGUUGUAGGCUUCUCGAGAACUUCAUACGUACCCGAGACGAAGACUCCGAUUGUCGGGCUUGAUAUGGGUGGAACUUCAACCGAUGUAUCUCGUUUUGGAGGCGUUUUCGAGCACGUCUUUGAAACCACUACCGCGGGAGUGACUAUCCAAAGUCCUCAACUGGAUAUCAAUACUGUUGCUGCUGGUGGCGGAUCAAUCCUUGCCUGGAGGAACGGACUCCUAACAGUUGGCCCUGAGAGUGCCUCGUCACACCCAGGCCCUACAUGUUAUCGAAAGGGUGGCCCUCUUGCAGUUACGGAUGCGAACCUCUUCCUUGGUCGUCUGGUGCCAGACUUCUUUCCGAAAAUCUUCGGACCCAACGAGAACGAAGCGUUAGAUACGGAAGCGGUCAAACACCGCUUCAUUGAGCUUACCAAAACGAUCAACGCCGACACGGGUAAAACUAUGAGCCCCGAAGAGGUUGCAUGUGGCUUCUUGGACGUGGCAAACGAAGCCAUGUGUAGGCCAAUUCGCGCAUUGACUGAAGCAAAGGGUUACGAGAUUGGCAAGCAUAACCUCGCUGUCUUUGGCGGUGCUGGAGGUCAGCAUGCCUGUGAGAUCGCAUCAAAGCUGGGCAUCUCUACUGCCAUCAUUCACAAGUACUCCAGCAUUCUUUCCGCUUACGGAAUGGCCCUUGCCAAUGUUGUCCAGGAAGCCCAGGAGCCUGUAAAUGUCACUUACACGGGACCGACACUCAAGGAGCUCGAUUCGCGCCUGGAAGAAUUAAGGUCAAAGGUCAAACACGCUCUUCGCAACGAGAACAUCAAAGAAAGCGACAUCCAUUAUGAGGAGUACCUCAAUAUGCGCUACCAAGGAACAGAAACCGCUAUGAUGAUCCUCCGGCCAGCCAACGGAAGUUUCAAGGAAGCGUUUCUUGAGCAACAUCUUCGCGAAUUCAACUUCAUCUUUCCGGAUAGCCGGCCUAUUCUUGUGGACGACGUUAGAAUAAGGGGUAUUGGCGGCAGCGGAAACGUUACUGCAGAUGCCGCCAGGCUGCAACAUGACCUGCACAAUACUAACUUUAGCCCAGUGAAGGCUACGAUGGCGGAGCGCGACAUCCAGACGUACUUCUCGGGAGUAGGUAUCGUCACCACUCCGGUCUAUCUACUUGAAGUCCUCCCACCCGGCUCGGUUGUCACUGGACCUGCCAUGAUCCUCGAUAAAACUCAAAGCAUCGUCGUAGUACCUGGCGCUCAAGCUAAAGUUCUAUCUGUGCAUGUCGUAAUUGAGAUUCCAAGGCUUGGAAGCAUACAGACGUCCUCUACGGCUGUGGAUCCUAUCCAGCUUUCUGUCUUUGCCCAUCGUUUUAUGAGCAUCGCAGAGCAAAUGGGACGAAUUCUACAGAAGACUUCGAUGUCGCUCAACAUCAAGGAGCGUCUGGACUUUUCGUGUGCAGUGUUUGGUCCCGAGGGUGGCCUUGUGGCCAACGCUCCACAUGUCCCAGUACAUUUAGGUUCCAUGUCCUAUGCUGUCAAGUACCAGCAUGAAUUGCUUGAGGGAAAACUGCAACCAGGCGACGUCCUUGUUUCCAACCAUCCCGAGGCUGGAGGAGCCCAUUUGCCAGACGUAACGGUCAUAACGCCGGUGUUCUCUAACACAAAUGAGAUUGCGUUCUACGUAGCUUCUCGUGGGCACCAUACUGAUAUUGGCGGUCUUGGCGGUACUUCGAUGCCCCCUAACUCUACUGAGCUGUGGCAGGAAGGCGCAGCAAUCAAGUCUUUCCGCUUAAUACACGACGGCCUAUUUGACGAGGAGGGUAUCAAAAAGAUCCUUACUGCACCUGGCGACUUUCCUGGAUGUACUCCAAGCCGAAGGCUGGAUGACAACCUGUCCGAUCUGAAAGCGCAAGUGGCGGCUAACAAUAAGGGAAUGACGCUCAUUCAAACUCUGAUGGAGGAAUAUGGUCAAGAUGUCGUUCAGCUUUACAUGAGAGCCAUACAAGAGAACGCCGAAGUCGCGGUACGAGCCUUCCUCCGACAAACACUUGAGAAGAAAGGUGCUUCUUUCAGUGGUGUCGACCAAAUGGACAAUGGCUCUGAAAUGCGUCUUGCCGUAACGAUCGAUCCGACCGGUUCAGCAACGUUCGAUUUUACCGGUACCGCACCAGAGAUGUAUUCCAACAUGAACGCACCGCCAUCAAUCACCUACUCCGCCAUCAUUUACUCGCUCCGUCUUCUCAUUGGCAUCGAUAUUCCGCUCAACCAAGGUUGUCUAUCACCUAUCUCUAUCAUUUUACCGAAGGGUUGCUUUCUAAAUCCAUCCUCGGGUGCCGCCGUCUGCGCGGGCAACACGCAAACGUCCCAGCGGGUUGUCGACAUCAUCUUAAAGACUUUCGCAGCUGCUGCCGCCAGCCAUGGUUGCAUGAAUUGUCUUGGCUUUUUUGGCGAAGUGAAGAACACUGAUGGCGUAGAGCACUCCUAUGCCUUUGGCGAAACCAUCUGCGGUGGAUCUGGUGCUACCGCUAAUGCUCAUGGUGCUAGUGCUGUCCAUACUCAUAUGACCAAUACGCGCAUCACGGACCCCGAGACUCUCGAACGGCGGUAUCCGGUCAUCUUACGAGAGUUUGCAGUUCGCAAAGGCAGCGGUGGCACAGGCCGGUUCAACGGUGGCGACGGCGCGGUCAGGGAUAUCGAGUGUCGUCAACCAAUACGCUUCAGCGUCAUCAGCGAGCGGAGAGCUAUAGCGCCGUAUGGAAUGCAGAAUGGUGGACCCGGGGCGAAAGGUGUCAAUUAUUGGGUUAAGAGGGUGGAGAAGGAAGAUGGUUCAGGAUUUGAAGAAAGGUGGGUGAACAUGGGGCCGAAGAACAUGGUGAGCAUGAAGGAAGGCGAUCGCUGUGUAAUAUAUACGCCCGGUGGAGGUGGAUGGGGUCUUGAGAGCGAAGAUAAAAUGGUUAACGGGAAGGAGAAUGUGACGAAACAGCAAUAUCCGCGAGCGGCGGGCAGUAUUGCCGCGCACAUGAAUGCGCAAGCAGAGUCGAGUUAGCAGGGGUACAUAGAUAAUAACUCGCAAAUAACAUAUCAAAACAGCUAGAAGCGGCAAGGGACCCGGGUGACACUAUUUCAUGAUAUCUAGUGUAUGUAUCGGCGAUAAUUGAACCUUGCGCAAUGUACUACUUUAGGUGGGGCUAUCGUAUCGACCUUCGACCUCAACGAGCAUACCCAGAUACUGUACAUAAGUCGACCGCCUUGCGAGGACAAGAAUGUAUCAUGACUCUGGCAGUUGUAUAAUAGUAAUUGUCGGUUGCAAUCUCGACGCGUCCUUUCAGUAUCUCGCGCGACGUACGCCACUCACGCUCUGGUAUCACUCCCC
Messenger RNA from Cucurbitaria berberidis CBS 394.84, 4615 nucleotides. RefSeq lists its product as uncharacterized. NCBI's taxonomy places the organism in Eukaryota, Fungi, Ascomycota, Dothideomycetes, Pleosporales, Cucurbitariaceae. The transcript is spliced from 3 exons. Gene Ontology annotation, biological process: glutathione metabolic process. Gene Ontology annotation, cellular component: cytosol. The coding region runs from base 338 to 4288 and encodes 1316 amino acids. Gene Ontology annotation, molecular function: 5-oxoprolinase (ATP-hydrolyzing) activity. The record is from RefSeq and is a predicted model, not a curated record.